Messenger RNA from Alnus glutinosa, 699 nucleotides. Its product is annotated as protein FAR-RED IMPAIRED RESPONSE 1-like. NCBI's taxonomy places the organism in Eukaryota, Viridiplantae, Streptophyta, Magnoliopsida, Fagales, Betulaceae. Gene Ontology annotation, biological process: regulation of DNA-templated transcription. The transcript is spliced from 3 exons. Bases 1 to 699 code for a protein of 232 amino acids. The record is from RefSeq and is a predicted model, not a curated record.
AUGUGGAAUCCAUUAGAUCAAACUUUGUCUUCUAGUUGUAGAAAGCUUGAGACAUUUGGUAUUUUGUGUCGACAUGCUCUAAAAAUUCUUGAUGUAUUGGAUAUCAAGUUGAUUCCUGACAGAUAUAUUACAAAGAGAUGGAGAAAAGACGCAAAAGAUGAGAAUGCAAAAUAUUUCACAAAGAAGGACAUUGAGUCAGAUAUUCGAUUGGAAUAUGCAGAUAGGUAUCGAGCUUUGUGUCCUAAAUAUAUUCAAUUGGUGAAUGAGGCAUGUGAAACUGAAGAAGGCUUUAAUAUUCUAAAUGCAAUUGUUGGAGAUUUGAAGAAAAGACUUUGUGAUGCAAAGAAUUGCCAAGGUAAUGCGAAAGAAGAUAAUAUUAGGCUUUCAGCUAAUAUUGUGGACAAAGAAGAUCAAUCAUGUGUUUCAGUCACGGUAGGACCAAAAGGAAUAAAGAAAAAAGAGACUUAUCGUAAAAAGAAACAUCGACCCAAGUCAUGGAUGGAAAAUGUGAAGAAACCAAAAGAAGGCACAUCAAAGAAUCAAACAAAGGAAAUCAUAGUGACAAAGGGUAUAGAAGCAUAUGAUUGCAUGGCACAGAAGAGUAACGAUGAUAUCACAUAUGCUCAUGUUCCUAACUUUACCCAAAUAUCUAAGGAUCUUAGUGGUCUCAUGAAUGAAGGAACAUGGUGGAAGGUCUAG